Messenger RNA from Arachis duranensis, 976 nucleotides. RefSeq names its product high mobility group B protein 3. The coding region runs from base 194 to 703 and encodes 169 amino acids. The record is from RefSeq and is a predicted model, not a curated record. NCBI's taxonomy places the organism in Eukaryota, Viridiplantae, Streptophyta, Magnoliopsida, Fabales, Fabaceae. The transcript is spliced from 7 exons.
ACUGUUGAGUGCUCUUCGCUACUGAGUUCGCAGUGCCCCAAAAAAUAAAGCAACUUCAUUUUCAAUUUCAAAGCACACCCCAUUUUUCAGCAUCAAAUCCUGAUAACGAUGACAGCCUCAAGUUCGAACCUUUCACUUCCCACACCAACAACGAACUAUUGCAUGUAGUGCUACAAACAAAGCUUCUUCAUCCAUGGCAGCAAGACCAAGAGCAAGGAAAAGGGUAUUUCCCCUUCUACGAGCUCCAGAUGGAAGCGCCUUUCAGAAAUGUGGUACGUGUGGGGUUUCUGUGGCGAUUGCAUUGGCUGAUAUUCAUGAUUGUGAGCACAAGAUGGAGCCUAAGAGGUUUAGAGGAAUGGUUGAAACUAAAUCACUUCCCGAAUCCAAGCCACGUUUUUUUGAUCAGCCUCGUUCUGCUUUCCGUUUGUUUAUGGAACAAUUUGCGGAGAAUCAUCAACUAAACAAUUUGCUUAUGGUUGAAAGGAUGGGGUUUGAGAAGUGGAAAAGCAUGAAUGACUCGGAGAAAUUUCCAUAUGUAUUUCAUGCUAGAGUAGUGGACGGUUACUACAAAGAUACUUUGAGGAAGGAGGCUGAAGAGAUCAUAAAGGUGGAUGAUGAGGCUGAAUCAGCAUUGGUUGAGAAUCUUGAGAACAACGAUGGCGAUAAGGCCAAAGGAAAAGUCACAUUUAUAGACUCUGAUUAGGAGAAUUAAGAUGAUGAAUGACUGUUUUGUGAAUAUGAAACCAUAUUGGUAUGGAAUUUUGUACCAAUGAAGAUCUUAUUUGCAUCAUGGAGCUUGAAGAAUACAAUCUCUCUUGGUUUUUUGCUGAUAUGUAAUUUAAGAUAAAGAGUGAUGGUUUUCAUCAAUCCAUAUAUAUUUUGGUCAAAUGUUGGUCCAUAGCAAUUAGCCACUAGCCAAUGUAAAUGUCUUCUAUUGUAAUGAGAUCAAAUCACUUAAUAUGAAAUGAAUAUAAUG